AUGCUCAAGAUGGCCAGCAUUGGCACCAAGAUCCAAUUGAACAAGGUCGAAUCUGAAAUAUGCUCGUUGGUAAAAGAGUUUUGUUCGCAGUAUAAUGCCCUGCACGCCAGCGAAGAGCCGUUAACGGCCAGAAUCACAGGAGGCUGGGUUCGUGAUAAACUGCUUGGAAACGAGUCCAACGAUCUCGAUAUUGCUGUCAAUAGCAUGACCGGGGAACAGUUUGCUGAGAAAUUGUGCGAAUUUUUGAACGAGCGUGGGUUGCAGACACAUUCGUUGAACACCAUCAACAAAAACCCCUCCAAGUCAAAACAUUUGGAGACUUGCACCACGAAACUACUCGGUGUUCCUGUCGACUUUGUGAACUUGAGAUCAGAAGAAUACACAAUGGAAUCAAGAAUCCCAAAAGUCGAAUUUGGAACACCUUACGAAGAUGCCAUGAGAAGAGACGCAACUCUAAACGCUAUGUUUUACAACAUCACUGAAGAUAAAAUCGAGGACUUCACCGAAAAGGGGAUCCGCGAUCUUAACGAUGGCAUCUUGCGUACACCGUUGCCCCCCAAAAAGACCUUUAUAGACGACCCAUUGCGUGUCCUUAGACUCAUCAGAUUUGCUUCCAGGUUUAACUUUAAAAUAGAGGAACAAACAUACCAGGCGAUGAAGGAUAAAGAUAUACACGUCUCUUUCAAUCAAAAAAUAUCCAAGAGUCGUAUUUACACGGAACUACACAAAACUUUUACUUCGGAAAACCCUUUUUAUGCACUAGACUUGAUCCAGGGAGCUAAUAUGUCCAGUGUCAUUUUCUCCAGCAGCACAACAUCUCCGAAAAUUGAAACCGUGUAUGCAUCGUUAGACUCACAUCUUAAACAAUUAGUGGAUCACAUUCCAAAUCUUUUAUCAAAUCACGAAUUGUUCGCACGUCUCUUCCCGGAAUUUCAGGAACCGCUUAUCUUGUCAUUGGUUUUAUGUGGAUUCAAAGGCCUUACAGGACCAGACCCAGCAAAACCAAAAAACCAAAUCCCUUUGGCUGGUGUAAUAGUAAAAGAAGGUAUAAAUUAUCCUAAUGCUCAAGUGAAUAAUGUCAUCACUUGCGUGGAAUCUGAGGACAUCUAUCAUCAAUUGAUUGCAAACGCAGAAACAAUGCAGAGAUCAGAACUUGGUUUCGCCUUAAUUAAAUUUGGAGAACCUUGGAAAAUGGUUCAUUUCUAUAAUAUGUGCCUUGAAUAUCUACGCAAUGGCAUAGAAUCGACUUCUCGGUUUGACCACUUCUACAAAUUAGUUCAUGAUCGUGACCUAGCCGACGUUUAUUCCUUGAAGCAUAUAGUCAAUGGUAAAGAAUUGGCAAAGUUGUUAAACAAAAAACCAGGUGUAUGGAUGUCAAAAACCAUGGAUGAUGUGUUAAAAUGGCAAUUAAAUAAUCCAGACAAAUCGAAGCAAUAUUUCAUCGAAAACAUCAAUAGUAUAAUCGAACUUCCUUGA
Kluyveromyces marxianus DMKU3-1042 is the source of this 1476-nucleotide messenger RNA. It is a transcript of the gene CCA1, whose product is annotated as tRNA adenylyltransferase. NCBI's taxonomy places the organism in Eukaryota, Fungi, Ascomycota, Saccharomycetes, Saccharomycetales, Saccharomycetaceae. The transcript has a single exon. Gene Ontology annotation, molecular function: ATP:3'-cytidine-cytidine-tRNA adenylyltransferase activity; RNA binding. The coding region runs from base 1 to 1476 and encodes 491 amino acids. Gene Ontology annotation, biological process: tRNA 3'-terminal CCA addition. The record is from RefSeq and is a predicted model, not a curated record.